This is a messenger RNA of Pollicipes pollicipes, 2331 nucleotides long. Its product is annotated as myotubularin-related protein 3-like. The record is from RefSeq and is a predicted model, not a curated record. Gene Ontology annotation, molecular function: phosphatidylinositol-3,5-bisphosphate 3-phosphatase activity; metal ion binding; phosphatidylinositol-3-phosphate phosphatase activity. NCBI's taxonomy places the organism in Eukaryota, Metazoa, Arthropoda, Thecostraca, Pollicipedomorpha, Pollicipedidae. Gene Ontology annotation, cellular component: membrane; cytoplasm. Gene Ontology annotation, biological process: regulation of autophagy; phosphatidylinositol dephosphorylation.
CUGGAGCGGAUGGGCUUCGACCUGCGCGCUGCCUGGCGCAUCAGCACGGCCAACCAGGAAUACAAGCUGUGCCCGUCGUACCCGCGCUACCUCCUGGUGCCGUUGUCGAUCAGCGACGACAUGCUGGAGAAGGUGGCCAGGUUCCGGGCGCUGCGGCGCGUCCCGGCCGUAUGCUGGAGACACGGCCGGACGGGCGCCGUGCUGGCGCGCUCCGGCCAGCCAGAGGUGGGCUGGCUGGGCUGGCGCUCCGCCGAGGACGAGGAGCUGGUCAAGGCGCUCAGUGAGGCGUGCGCCGCCAACCGGCUGGCGGCCGAGGCGGCGCACCCGGCCGCCGCGCACGCCAACGGCGACGUGCCCAGCUUGCGCGACCUUUCCGAGGAGGCGCUACUCUUCAAGAACACCGAGAAGGUGGUGAUCGUGGACGCGCGCAGCUACGCGGCCGCCGUGGCGAACCGGGCGCGCGGCGGCGGCGUCGAAUGCCACGAGUACUACCCCAACAGCGAGGUGGUCUUCAUGAACCUGCCCAACAUCCACGCCGUGCGCAAGUCGUACCAGGCGCUGCGUGCGCUCCUCUCGGCGCCCACCGACCAUUCCAACUGGUUCCAGUCGCUGGAGGCCACCCGGUGGCUGUCGCACAUGUCCGCGCUGCUGCGAGCCGCCGUCAGCGUAGUGCGUCACAUGGACGAGCAGGGCCGGCCGGUGCUGGUCCACUGCAGCGACGGCUGGGACCGCACGCCCCAGAUCACCGGACUCGCCCAGAUCAUGAUGGAUCCGCACUGCCGCACCAUCGACGGCUUCCAGGCGCUGCUGGAGCGCGAGUGGCUCGACUUUGGCCACAAGUUCGCCGACCGCUGCGGCUCGGGCGUCUGCACGGAGGACCUGAACGAGCGCUGCCCCGUCUUCCUGCAGUGGCUCGACUGCGUGUACCAGCUGACGCAGCAGUUCCCCUGCGACUUCCAGUUCAACAUGGCCUACCUGGUGAAGCUCGUCCACCACACCUACUCCAACCUGUUCGGCACGUUCCUGUGCAACUCUCCGCGGGACCGGGACGCGGCUGAGCUAGCGAGCAGCACGUACUCCGUGUUCGCCUACCUCCGCACCAACCGCGACCGCUUCACCAACUACCUGUACAUUAACCGCGGCAAGGUGCUGACGCCGUCCGUGCACCCGCGCGACCUAAGCCUGUGGUCGGCCGUGUACCUGGGCUCGCUGCCGCCCUGCUCGGACGACGUGCUGGUCCGCCUGCCGCCGCCCGAAGAGCCGGCCGACACGGCCGGCAAGCAGCUGGUGCGCACGCGCAGCUGCGAGGACCUCACCGAGCGGAAGGAGCUGACGCGCACGGCCAGCGACCCCAGCCUGCUUGACACGUGCGGCAAGGAGGCGGAGGCGGAGGCGGCGUGUACCAACGGCGACGCGACCGGCGCCGAGGAGCGUGACGCCGACUCCGGUCUGCCGGACGCCUCGCCGGAGGGCAGCGAGGCGGCGGCUGGCUCGAGCGGCGCCGCCACCGGCUCGACGGACACGCUGGCGAGCCAGGAGCGCCGCGAGCGCAGCACCAGCACCACCGACAUCAGCCACUCGGGCGUGCGCCAGCGCUGCCUCUGCCACCAGCUGCGCCGGCUGAUGGGGCAGCCGGCGCGCGCCAGCCCCGGCCACAGCCGCACGCCCAGCUCGGGCUUCCCGGCCACGCCAAACGACGACAGGCUCUCGGAGCGGACGUCCGACUCCCCCUCCUGCCGCCGUCUGGAGCUGGACGGCCUGCCCCGGGUCAAGGACGACAUGCACCAGCGGCUCUAUCACAUGCACAUCGCGCACAAGAGCGAAGUGGAGGCACUGCGCCGGGACCUGCAGAUGACGCGUCUGGCGCUCUGCAACCAGGUGGCGUACCAGUGCUCCGGCGGCCGGCACGGUGACCGGCCGGAUGACGCGGAGCUGGCGGCGGCGCUGGAGGAGCAGCUGUCGGUGGGCCGUCAGUCGUCGACGUCUGACGUGAGCUGGGAGGCGGUGGAGGAGGCGGACGCGCGACCGCAGCUCUGGGUGCCGGACUACGCAGCCGCCCGCUGCGCUGGCUGCGACACCGAGUUCUGGCUCGGCCGUCGCCGCCACCACUGCAGGAACUGCGGCAACGUAUACUGCGCCGACUGCUCCAAGUACGAGGCGACCAUCCCGCGCGAGCAGCUGUACUCGCCGGUGCGCGUGUGCUCGCGCUGUUUCGCCCAGCUGAGCUCGUCGCGCGUCUCGCCAGACCCUGCCGUCUGCGGGCCGUGCCGCCGCGCCGAGGAGGGCGCCUCGGACGGCGCGCCGGCGCGGACCGAAAACGGCGCCGCGUGA